CUCCUCCCCAUAUAAAGGGAAAACGGAUGUCCUGGACAUCACUGCAACAUGGGUCUCCUAAUCGCAGCAAUAGUUGGAACGCUCGGAGCUGGUGGAGCCGUGGUCGCUGCCCCUUUCGUUCUGGGGGCCGUUGGAUUCACCGCGGCCGGAAUCACGGUGGGCUCAUAUGCUGCAGGCAUGAUGUCUGCAGCUGCCGUAGCGAACGGAGGGGCGGUGGCAGCGGGCACGACAGUGGCCGUGUUGCAGGCAGCAGGUGCGGCUGGACUGGGGGCCGCAGCUACUGCUGCAACUGCUACUGGAGGAGGAGCAGCGGCCGCUCUCCUGGCUCUUCUCUUCUAAAAUCAGCCGGAACUUAAUAAAUAUGCUCUCCUCUUAUCCAACCGAUUUGUUGAUUCGUUAUUUGCAUUAGGCUACAUAAUGGCAUUAAAAAUAUAUAUAUCCCCAUUUCCCUUAGCAAUCCUUGCUAACAGUGGAAUAGGGCUAGUGUAUCGUUUUAAGAAUGUCAGUUGAUUUUGUUAAACUAAAUUCUGGAGCGAAAUUUGUUCCUCGUUGAUUGUGCUUAUGCAAUGUAGCCAUCUAAAAAAUUCAAUAAAAACAUUACAGCAUA
Molecule: messenger RNA, 607 nt
Organism: Gadus morhua (Atlantic cod)
Lineage: Eukaryota; Metazoa; Chordata; Actinopteri; Gadiformes; Gadidae
Product: interferon alpha-inducible protein 27-like protein 2A
Exons: 4
Coding region: 49-339 (96 amino acids)
Biological process (GO): intrinsic apoptotic signaling pathway; release of cytochrome c from mitochondria
Cellular component (GO): mitochondrial membrane
Source: RefSeq, a predicted model, not a curated record